AUGACAUCACAGGCGAAAAAGCAUAAUAAAUCAUUCUAUAAAAUGGCCCCAAUAUAUGUUAAUGACAAGCCGGCAAUAUUCGCGCACGCCGAGAGUCCAGUUUGGGAUGUUGAUACGCAAUCACUAUUCUUUGUAGACGUGCACAGUCAAAACGUGCACCGCUAUGAUUAUUCCACAAAGAAAUUGUACACUAAACAUAUUGAUUACGGUCAAGUGAAUAUAGUAUCAUUAGUAGCCGGUUCUCGAAGGUUAUUAGUAGCGGUUCGUUCCGCGUUAUACUUGCUCGAUUGGAAUGUAUCGGGUGAUGCAGCUUUGAGGCUUCUAACUACGGUGGACCAAGGCCUACCUGAUAAUGUAAUAAAUGAAGGAAAGCCGGAUGGCGAAGGACGAUUUUGGGGUGGUACUAAAGGCCCACAAGUAGGUGAUGACGUACAACCCGACAAGGCAACUCUGUAUAGUUUUGAACCGGAUCAAGAGGGUUACGUCCAACCACGCGUUGUCCUUCGCCCGGUUUCUAUAUCUAACGGAUUGGCAUUUUCACUUAAUAAUACUAUUAUGUACUAUGUCGAUUCGGCUACUCAAAAGAUUGAGGCGUUUGAUUAUGACGCACAGAGAGGGGAAAUUAGUGGCAGACGAACAAUUUUGGACAUAACAACCUAUGGAUACGAUGAUGCAAUACCGGAUGGCUUGACAAUCGACAGUAAUGGACACUUGUGGGUCGCUCUUAUGUUUGGAGGAACUAUACUGCACAUAGACCCUGAAGCAAGACAAGUUAUAUAUGGAUACAAGCUGCCGGGUGUACGAACAACCUCUCUUUGCUGGGGAGGCCCCGAUUUAGACGAACUUUAUGUCACCACGGGCCGAGAAAAAGACGUCAUCGAACCGUUUGCAGGCGCCAUCUUUACAAUAAAGAAUACUGGCAGCCGAGGAGUUCCCGCGCAUACAUUUAGAUACGACAAUGCGGAUAGUUAUUAA
Molecule: messenger RNA, 975 nt
Organism: Pieris macdunnoughi
Lineage: Eukaryota; Metazoa; Arthropoda; Insecta; Lepidoptera; Pieridae
Source: the annotation of a GenBank genome assembly